AUUGACAUUUCAUUUCAUUUCUUCGAGGUGUGAUGUGAUCAAUGUGAAUUUAUUUUACGAUAAAUUUCCUUAUCGUAAUUGCCAUGAGGUAGCACCGGUCAAUAAUUAAAACAAUAUUUUAAUAUUAUGUCUUAAAUUUUGUUUGAAUACAAAGUUUUUCGGGAAUGCCAAACAUGAAUAAUGCCUCCGUCACCAACGAAGAAUAUGAAGUGAUAGGUGAAGCCCAUUGGCAGAUUUUGGAAGGAUCUGAUGACCAGGCAAUCAGGAUUUAUGGCUACAAAUAUUCAAGAUUCCGAUCAACAAUUUUUCGUGCGAUAUGUAUAUCACUCUGUGGGCUGCCAUAUUUUGCUCUAGCAUACUCACCCGCUUACAACCGUUACAAAUAUAUCAAAUGCAGCUUGAAAAAUGCAGAACACAUUUGUGUCAUGGACAGCGAAGGCACCUUUACAAUAGUAAAUGUGGAUAUAAUAGACCUGAAUUUGUUGAACCAUAGAGACAACACACUUCGUUUUUUCAUAUACCAACAUAGCCGAUACAUCUGGCUGAAUGAUCAAGGAGCAUUUAUUAAUGUACAGGCACUGAACGAAAAACUUACAUUGAAUAUAUUGAUGGAAAAUAUAUCUGGGAUCAAUAAAAGACAACAGAAUGAGCUUAUCAAACUUUAUGGAAAGAAUUCGGUUGAGGUGGAAGUGAAAAGGUACUGGACAAUAUUUUGCAGUGAAGUGUUCAAUCCGUUCUAUUUGUUCCAAAUAUUCUCGAUAAUUCUCUGGUCUUUGGAUGAAUACUACCAGUAUGCGACAUGUGUGUUCAUACUGUCCGCUAUAUCCUGCAUGUUGGCCCUCUACGAAACUAAACAGAUGAGUGUUAAAAUCCACAAUAUGGCUGGUUCCACCUGCACAUUUACGGUGAGCGUUUUACGUCCGUCUCGUACCGGACGCGAGGAGUGUGUGGUGAACGCGAGUCGUCUCGUACCCGGUGACGUGCUCGUGCUGCCCCCUGAUGGGUGUGUCAUGCCCUGUGAUGCUAUGCUCCUGACGGGAUCCUGUAUUGUCAAUGAAAGCAUGCUUACUGGCGAGAGUGUACCGGUAAUGAAGGGACCGCCUUGUCCAACCCCGGAAAUAUAUUCCACAGAGAAUCACAAGAGACACACACUGUUCGCAGGCACACAUGUCAUACAAACGAGAUUUUAUGGAAAUAAUCAGGUAUUAGCGAAAGUGGUGCGCACUGGGUUUUACACAGCGAAAGGGGAAAUGAUCAAAAGUAUAUUGUUCCCAAAGCAAUUUGACUUCCAAUUCUACAAAGAUGCGGUGAAAUUCGUUAUUUUUAUGUUCUGUAUCGCCGCCAUGGGAAUGGUUUAUUCGAUUUGGUUGUAUGUGCAAAGAGGGAGUUCAUUGGGCACAAUAAUUCUUCGGACGCUGGAUAUAAUAACAAUAGUCGUCCCUCCGGCGUUGCCCGCUGCUAUGACGGCGGGUAUCGUGUACAGUCAGCAACGGUUGAAGAAGAAUAAAAUUUUCUGUGUAUCACCGCCUAAAAUUAUUAUCUGUGGGAAGCUUCAGGUCAUGUGCUUUGAUAAGACUGGAACCCUCACAGAGGAUGGCUUAGAUCUAUACGCAGUAAUACCGUCUAAUGAGGAAGAAGUCUUUGGCCGAUGUGUGGAUGACAUCAGCUCGCUUCCAACCAACAGUCCAUUGGUACAGGCCCUGGCCUCUUGUCAUUCUUUGACAAGUAUUCAGGGACAGUUGAAGGGAGACCCACUCGAUUUGAAGAUGUUUGAGUUUACACAGUGGGUCUUGGAGGAGCCCGGACCAGAGAAUACUAGAUACGAUAAUCUAACACCAGCGAUUGUUAAACCACCGUUCACAAGGAAUGAAGAUUUGCAAAAUUUGGAUAAUUUGGACCCGUUGACUAUGGAAAUGCCUUACGAGAUUGGACUGUUGCGAAGAUUCCAUUUCUCCUCUUCACAACAAUCUAUGGGUGUCAUAGCAAGAAUAUUGGGACAGCCCUCUAUGGUCUAUUAUGUUAAGGGAGCCCCAGAAAAGAUUGCCGGCAUGUGUGAUCCUCUAACAUUGCCAGAAAACUUCAAUUCCACAUUAAACGAAUACACGUCAAAUGGUUUCCGUGUAAUCGGUCUUGCGUAUAAGAAACUUGACCGUAAAAUGAAGUGGAUGGACGCGCAACGGGUUAAAAGAGAAGUUCUGGAGAAUGGAAUGACUUUUCUGGGUUUUUUGGUGAUGCAAAAUAGCCUGAAGCCGGAAACGACGCAUAUCAUUAAGGAGCUUCAUGAGGCUAAUAUGAAGCAGAUUAUGGUUACUGGGGACAAUAUAAUGACAGCUAUGUCAGUCGCGCGAGGUUGUUUCAUGGUGCAACCGCAACAAAAGGUUGUACUCGUAACAAUAGGCCUGCAACAGACCGGAGAUCAAAGGCCACCAUUGUCUAUGGAGAUUGUGGGCGAAGGUGGGCCACCGAAGUUAGCCAUUGAGGACUAUGUGAUCGCUAUGGAGGGAAAAACAUGGGCAAUUGUUAGAACGCAUUACCCGGAAUUCAUGCCUACUGUACUUAGCAAAGGAAUGAUAUUCGGUCGAUUCGGCCCAGAUCAAAAGACGCAGUUAAUAACAGCGUUACAAGGGGAAGGCUUGAUAGUGGGUAUGUGUGGGGAUGGUGCCAACGAUUGUGGGGCUUUAAAAGCCGCACAUGUUGGGAUAUCUCUCUCUGAAGCAGAUGCCUCUGUUGCGGCCCCUUUCACAUCUCAAGAGCAGAACAUAACGUGUGUGAAAUUGCUGGCUUUGGAAGGGCGAUGUGCUUUGAGUACGUCCUUCGCGAUAUUCAAGUACAUGGCUCUGUACUCUCUCAUACAAUUCUUCUCUAUCCUGAUACUGUACAAUUUCUACUCGAUUCUCGGCAAUAACCAGUUCCUGUACAUCGAUCUAGUUUUGACAACUCUAUUGGCUCUGUCCCUUGGUCGAGCGGGACCUGGCCCAAUACUUACAAAGCAAUCGCCUGCAGUGUCACUAGUAGCAUUGUCUAGUCUACUCCCACUCUUCAUACAAGUGACGUUAGUGCUAGUGGUACAAGUAGUGGCUACUGUGCUACUCUUCUCGCAGCCUUGGUUCGAGUCGGUGAAAGGUGGACCAGAUAUAGAGCAAGUGUUGUGUUGGGAGAAUACAGUAAUAUUCAUCGUGACCGCAUUCCAAUAUUUGAUAAUGGCGUGCGUCUACGCUAAAGGCUGGCCCUUUAGACAACCUUUUUGUGCCAAUUAUUACAUGGUGAUAACAUUACUGAGUCAGGCGUUUUUCGUCACCCUUCUCCUGUUCUGCCCUUGGCAGGGUUUGGCGAACUGGAUCGAGGUGGAAGUGAUGAAGGCGUCCCACAUUGAGGAGAACUACUUCAGGGUCUAUAUCCUCAUCAUACCGGUUCUUCAUCUGCUAAUCGCUGUGGGUGUUGAGGCCACUUUCUCAGACCCAGAACUCUUCAGCAACAUAUACAGCUCCUUCCGGCGUUGCAACACAAAGGAAGAGAACUCGGCGGACGCUGAAUGCCCCCUCUGGCCCCCUCAUUCCCCCUCCCACGUCUGCUGACAUAUAAGUAUGUAUUUUAAAAUAUGGAUUUAAAUGCGAAUUUUACAUUAUUGCUUAUUGGAGGAAUCAUAAUAGCUACGGUAAUAUAAUUUCAUUGAACUUAGCUAUCCGUGGCCAUAUUUGGAACACAGUGAACUGGACGUUUUUGCCACUAUGUAGAACCAGCUACCCGCUGAAUUAUUUUCGAAACAAUUCGACUUAGGGUCCUUUAAGAAAUGAGCGUAUCAAUUCUUGAAAAGCCGUUAACACACUCGCGAACCCUCUGGCAUUGAGUCUCCAUGGGUGUCGGUAUCACUUUAUAUCAAGAAUUAAAACCGAUUUGUUAAAAACAAUUCUAGACGAAUUAUAUUAAUAUUCGAAUAUUGCAUGUUUGUUUAGUUCCAAAUAUGUCCAUAGAGCUCAAUAUCCAUACAAAAAUCUAUGAUUACAAUAGCUAUUAACGUAUUUUUAGCUAAGGCCUCUUCACGACCUUGCUCUCUUCCUCUAAAGUUCUGUUCAACUCUAUCAUUGUAUAAUCAGUCAUCUGUUGUCUCUUUCCCUCAUUGUGUAUACGCUGUGAGGGACAGAGACAGAUCUAUAUUUAACAGUGCAAUAGAUUUGGUUUUGUUAGAGCAAGAGGCCAUAUACGCAUUAAAUCUUUAUGUAAAUAGCGAUUAAAAUAAGUUUGAAAUGUUAGUAUUAGGAUUUUGUUAAAUUGUUUCCUACACGAUAUUGACAUUUUUUGCGUUAUAUAGAAAUACCUAUUAACAUUAUAAACACUUGGGUGUUAGUCUUUUACUUACUAAACGGGCAGAUACUUUUUCUAUAUUAAAAAUCACAUAUUAUGCGUUUGGAUUAUAGGAUAAAGUACUAUUUUAAUGAUUGUUUCUACAAAUUCCAUCAAAAUUAACCCAGUAUUUGUAAUGUCUUAGGUACUCCAAAGUUGUAUUACGUACUUAACCAAGCUUAAAGAAAUCUAAGUUACCCUUAAAAAACUAUUUUUGUCUCUCUUACAUUAUUUUUCUAUAAUAUAUUUAUUUAGAUAUCCAUACUUUUAUAAGGUUAGAGAAUAUACUUAAAAGCACAUAAAUCAUCGUAUAGUCUUCAUAAACUGUCAUAGUCUAUGGCUACGACGUGUUUCGAAAUGAUAAUUGUCACCUGUCAAAACCAGGCUUGACCUAUGGCCGCUAUAUUGACGUUAGAUGUACAUAUAUAAGAAAGCCGUUUAUGAAUUAUUUAUUUGUAGAUAUUCAUUACCUAUACCAGUACUUAUUGUGGUUAUGUAUUUUCGUAAGAAAUUCUUGCUAAAGACAGAUUGUCAAGUAACGAGCCGAGCCUAUUAUUAACUUUAUCUCUGCUCUCUCUGAAUAUUAUUGCCUCCAUAUACUAAAAUGUAUGUCUUAUACGUUAUAGAAUCUUGUCAGGUUUAUGAAGAGCAUAGAUAAGAAAUCUUUAAUCUGUGUAGCCUUAGGCCACGACCUAAUGGAAAAUACAAAAAAGUAUCAUAAUGGACUAUUUGACAGGAUUUUAAAAUUAUAUAUAUAAAUAAUUUCAGAUUAUUUAUUAGUUACUAUAGAACCAAUCGUUAUUUUAAUUUCUGUGUUGGCUUUAAAAAUUAAAAUGAAACGUUCAUAAUUUCAAGAAGCCGCCAAUACUUAUCUAAACACUAGACAAACUGGCGGCACACUAUGCUUUGAACGCGUAAACAAACCUCAAGUUUGUUUUAAGAAUAUAUAAUUAUACAAAUACACAUAUUAUAUAUUGUCAUCAUAAACAGUCCGGGCUAGAUUAGACCACAGAACACGUAUAGAAACAUGCUAAGUCACAAUCGCUUUGACUAAUCUGUGACUUUUUGUGUAACUGACGUAUUAAAAUCAAUGUUAUUAAUUAUGUAUUUAUUUUUUUCAAUAAAUUAAUAUUUGUUAUUUAACACCACGAUUUAUACACAUUACUGUCAAUAAAAAAUUAUACUCUCAAAUUGCCAAUUUUGGUCGAUAAUUCGCUCUCCAUUUUAGACCGUCUUUGUUGGGUUUAUCGGUACCAGGGUGUCUUGUAAUAAGAUGCCUCUUGCCGCGUUUUGUUCUACUUGACAAUCUAAACAGUAAGAAUGAAUUAACGAAACAUUCAAAUUAUCAACGCAUUUCAUACUUCGUCUCUUUCUUUCAAAUGGUAUUUACGCUGUGAUGAAAAAAGACAGUAUAAUGAUGCCCGAUAUAAAACCCCAAAGGUUUUGCAAUUCGAAGUGGAUUUUUUUCCAAAAUAUCCAUUUAUUUAAUCUAGUUUAUUUCUAAUUUAUGAGAAUGUCAAACCAGUGUUUUUACAUAGAGAAAUGUUUUCAUGGUGAAAGCGUCCGUAUUGGAAUGCAGUCAAUUUUUAAAAUCAAAAAUAAAUGUUUAUUCACAUAUAAAUGUUUUACCGUAUUGUACGUACUAUCUAUUGGAUAUUUUUGUAAUUAGACAAAACUAUUUUAGGUUUAUAAUACGUUUUCGAAUGAGUCUAGAUUUUUCAGUUAUAUACUUUUGGCUCUGUGUACAUUAACAGCGCUUGAACAUAAAGGGUACUUUAAAGCAUAGUUCUUAUUUAGUUUUUAUAGCAAAUUAUGUAUUUCAAACUUUGUAUGCAAGAAAAUCUAUUUUUCUUUUAGAUAACAAGAAACUUUUUGGAGCCUAGCUUUUUUAUAUCAUUAACUUCUGUAGCGCGACUUAAAUGAAUUAUUGUAUUUAAUUAUUGCGUAGUAUAAUGCACGUACAGUUAGUUACUUACAAAUUGGCUAGUUUAGCAAAUUCAGUUAACAGUAUUUUGCAGUUUAAUACCAAAAUUCAGCAAUGCAGUUAAUUUAGUAUUAUUUAAGGCUAUGCUUCAUUCCUAAUUAUCUAGUACUUAGUUUUUAGUCAAAGUAAGAAUUGUUUUCGAUGUGUGAUUUAUUGAAGGAUAGUGCAAUUCAUAAAAUGUAUUUUCGAUAACCUGCUGGCUUGUCAACUGAUUUACGUUUUCAUACAAAUGUUUUUGAUGAAAUAUAUUUGUCUCUUUCUGUCAUAGUGAUACACGAGGAGUGGGAAUGUAAAACAAAAGGCGAAACCUUGUUUUCGAUUGUGAUUGGUCAAAGGGACCGUGACGCAUGUAAACGCGUAUUGGAGAUUUUGUUGACCAAUCAGAAUCAAAGAGAGCGCGUUACGUCUUUUGUCCAGUGCAUUAGUUAAAGAAAGAUUGCGAUACAAGACUUAUAGCGAUUUUUAGCCAAUUUUAUUUAUAAAUCGUCUCUUAUUUUGUAUUGUGUAACCAAUAUAUAUCUAGUGCAUUCUUAAUACCACUCAGACUAAAGGUAUAUUUAGUCUUGGCACAUUACUUCUAUAGAAUAGACUAGUGACCGAUUUGUCUAUGUGUAUUUGUUUUUUACUCGAAACUGGAGUCAUAAUUAUUACUUGAAUUUUUAUUUAAAUCUAAAAAUUUCAAUCAUUUUUCUUACAUUUAUUGUAAAUUAAACAAAGCUUGCCACACUUGUGCAACUCUCUUUAAAGUUAUACCAAUAUAGCUAUCAAGAAAUUAAACUGAAUCCUAAGUUAUUGAUAGAGUCCAAAGGUCAAUCAGUUGACAAUGCUAAGUCAAACAGAAUUUGUCACGUCUAUCGAAACUUGGAUACGUGUUUUAUAAAUGUAUUACACGAUUGUGGUCCUAAUUCUUGUUGUAUUUCUCGAAUAUUGGGAAUUUGUUGACUGUUUUUUAUUUAAUGUAGUCGAAUAUGAAUUGACUGUAAACACUUGAUGUGACCAAAUGUAUUGAAUAAAAGUCGUUAUAGCAA
This is a messenger RNA of Pieris rapae (cabbage white), 7353 nucleotides long. RefSeq names its product polyamine-transporting ATPase 13A3. Gene Ontology annotation, cellular component: membrane. Gene Ontology annotation, biological process: polyamine transmembrane transport; intracellular calcium ion homeostasis. The record is from RefSeq and is a predicted model, not a curated record. The coding region runs from base 165 to 3575 and encodes 1136 amino acids. Lineage: Eukaryota; Metazoa; Arthropoda; Insecta; Lepidoptera; Pieridae. The transcript has 20 exons. Gene Ontology annotation, molecular function: ATP hydrolysis activity; P-type transmembrane transporter activity; polyamine transmembrane transporter activity.